Molecule: messenger RNA, 1926 nt
Organism: Astyanax mexicanus (Mexican tetra)
Lineage: Eukaryota; Metazoa; Chordata; Actinopteri; Characiformes; Acestrorhamphidae
Product: zinc finger protein 239-like
Exons: 2
Coding region: 141-1166 (341 amino acids)
Source: RefSeq, a predicted model, not a curated record
GAAAAAUAAUAAGAAGAAGAAGAUCUGAGUCCGCAGUGUUUUAUAGAGAAACAGGAUCUGAUCUGCUGCAGGAUGAAAAAUGUUUAAUAAGAGGAUCGUCUUACAAAUAUCGAACGUGAGAGACAUUCAGAUUUGAGAAUAUGGUUUCCAGAAGAUCCAGAACUCAGAAAAUAUCCUCUGCAUCUGAUCACGUCAGCGCGCCUCACAGGAAAACACAACGAAAUACCGUCAAAAAGAAACCGUAUCACUGCUCAGAGUGUGGAAAGAGCUAUAGUGAACGAGGGAAUCUCAAAAAACACCAGAAAAUUCAUACUGGAGAGAAGCCGCAUCGCUGCUCGGAGUGCGGGAAGAGCUUUAGAGAACGAGCGACUCUCAAAAAACACCAGAGAAUUCAUACUGGAGAGAAACCGUACCACUGCUCAGAGUGCGGAAAAAGUUUUACCCAGCAGAUUCAUCUCCAACUGCACCAGCUAAUUCAUACCGGAAAGAAACCGUACCGCUGUUCAGAAUGUGGAAAAACCUUUAAUCAAGCAGGUCAUCUCCAACUGCACCAGAGAAUACAUACCGGAGAGAAGCCAUAUCGCUGCUCAGACUGUGGGAAGCAUUUCAGUCAACCGAGUAAUCUGCAAACACACAAGCUAAUUCAUACUGGACAGAAACCUUAUACGUGCUCACAAUGUGGACGGAGUUUUAGAGGGAGUGGUGCUCUCAGAAAACACCAGCGUAUUCAUACCGGAGAGAAACCCUAUCGGUGCUCAGAGUGCGGGCAAAGUUUUCGAGGGAGCGGCACGCUAAAAAUACACCAGCGAAUACAUACCGGAGAGAAACCCUAUCACUGCUCAGACUGCGGGAAGAGGUUUACUCAGCUGAGCAAUCUCCAAAGACACCAGAGAAUUCAUACCGGACGCAAACCGCACCAGUGCUCGCACUGCGGGAGGAGUUUUACUCAACGGAGUAGUCUCCAGAUUCACCAGCGGAUUCAUACCGGAGAGAAACCCUAUCACUGCCCGGAUUGUGGACACAGUUUUACUCAACAGAGUAAUCUCCAAAUACAUCGGCGAAUUCACACUGGAGAGAAACCGUAUCACUGCUCAGACUGCGGGAGAAACUUCAGACAUUUAAACAUUAAAACACACAGAUGCUUCAAACAAAGACAAAUACAAUAACGAGGGAAAAAUAUACUUAUACCUUGUAAAAUGGACUUUUGUUGUAGUAAAACAUGAUAAAAGUACUUAUAUUUGUUGAAUAGCUCAACUCCGUUCUCCCACAGCGUUUAGAGAUCCAGAAAUAUUGUGCUUUUUGCCCAGAACCGGAGAGCCCUGACAUUUAAAACGAGGCAUUAAUAACUUAAAAAGUGCACAAGAAGCUUAUUAAACACCACUGUGUACAUCCCAUAAUACUAGCUUCAGCUCCGAGUGCCGCCAUUACUGUACUGAUAAUAACAUAGACAUAUAUAUACAUAGACUCCGCAUAGUGUAGCAGCCGGCGCCAAGGGAUUUUACCAAGGAGGUGUAUAACGGUGUAAAAAGCAAUUUAUCGAGGCAAAAUAUGCCCCAAUACGGCUGCUGUAAAGAGUUCUGGGCUAAAAGCACACAAUUUCUGGAUCUCUGAACACUGUGGGAGAACGGAGAUGAGCUAUUCAACAAAUAUAAGAACUUUUUAAUCAUGUUUUACUACAACAAAAGUACAUUUUACACCAGAGUUCUCCUUUAAGACAAAAUGCGUUCGUCUGUAGUUUGUUUCUCUGGUCUGAAUCAGUUAAAGCUAAAGGAAUCACUUUGAAGUGUUCACAGUGUGAAACGUAUUCUGGUUUAUUUAACACUUUCUGCUUACUUUCUGUCACAGUUUUAAUAUUUUGUGUGUGUGUGUAUAUAUAUUUAUUAGUGGUGUCAAUCAAUAAAUCAAAUUAAAUCCAGUUAAUCACAA